GCACGUCUCAGAUUGAGACGCCAGAUACCGGAGGGCCCGGCAGCCCUUAGGAAGGAGAGCGAAAUCUGAUUUCCUCGGGGUAUGACGUAGCGGCGGAGUCUGGCUGGGCAGCCCCUGGAUAUGGUGAUCCGAGACAGAUCGGGAACGGUGACAGCGUGAAGAUUUUAAGGCUGACCCUUCAGAAUGACCUCCCCGGCGACAGGCGUGACCUCCUGAAGCAGAAGCCGGUGGGAAAGGCCUUCGCCAUGGUGGCCAAGCGGCCCACGGGCACUCACACCUUGGCUUCGGAGUGCGUCAAAUCCAGCGAGGGGGACGAAGAGAUCAUCAAGGUGUACCUGAAGGCCCGGGCGGAGGACAAGGCGAAGCAUGAGAAGAAUCCUCACCUGCUGAAAAGUGACGGCUGUCAGACCCAAGAGUUGACUUCAGAAAAGCAGAAUGGGAUCCGUCCGUACAGAACUACCUCGUAUCGAAGCCUGUCCGCAAGUGAGGAGGAACCGUCCUACCCCAGAGACGACAUCCGAAUCAUGCGCGAGACGACCAAGAGGCUUUUCUCCAAGCUGCAGGAGGCGGAGAAGCGGCACCAGUCCGAUCGGGCUGCUUAUGAGACAUCCAUUUCUCACUACCGGAGGGAAGCGGAGCAGUCGGGCACGGCCCUCCGGCAGGCCGAACUGGAUCUGGCGGAGAAGGAUCUUAAGCUGGAAGAAGUGCAGCGGCUUCUCUCGGGAAUGGAGAAGGAGCACCGGAGCCUGCUGCAGAAGAUGAAAGACAACGAAACCGAGCUGGAGGAACUGAGGAAGGUCCGGAGCGACCAAGUUGCCGAGCAGGAAAGGUCAUCUAAACUAGAAAAAGAAGUAGCCACUUUGCGUGAGAAGAUCCACCACCUGGACGACAUGCUCAAGAGCCAGCAGCGCAAAGUCCGGCAGAUGAUUGAGCAGCUUCAAAAUUCCAAGACGGUGAUUCAGUCCAAGGACACAGUUAUUCAAGAGCUCAAAGAGCGGGUGGCUUAUCUGGAAGCUGAGAACCUGGAGAUGCAUGAUCGCAUGGAACACCUCAUCGAAAACCAGGCCAACCCCGGCGGGUACAAUGCCAAGCCCCGCUCCAAAUCCGAAAGCUUGAGCAGCAACAAAAGGAUCACUAAAUCACUGUUGCCCAAACCACUGCCUCUCAUCCGAGUGGUGGAAACAUGAACGGACCUUCUCUCCACCCAUCCCACCCACCCCCAAGGUUCAGUUCCAGAGUGACAGAAACUCAUUUCCACCUUGCUUAAAAGCUUGGCCUUGGCCGGCUGCGCUACCUGCCGCUUUGUGUCCUUCCGGCACUCCAGACGGCAACAGCUUCCAUAGUGGGCGGAGGACGCCCGGAUGUUGCAGGCAAGCAAGGCUUCCGGACCCAAAUAGAUUUCUUGGACCAUGGGGAUGCAGGGAAGGGAGUGUAAGAAACUCAUCGCUCUUCCGGGGGGCAGAAAAGCGAUCCUUUUCUUUUAGCGUCCUUCGGAAUGGAUCGACAGGACUGGCCAGCAUUGUAAGAAGAAUUCUGUUUGUUUUGCGUUUUUGGAGAGACAUCCCCCUGGCUCUGCGCGCUCUGAGAAAGUGUCUUGCGUGGCUCACCUGCGCAGAAGGGAUGCUCCUUUUUGGGAGGACGCUUCCAAAGACUCGCAGCGAUGAAUUAAAGACCUCGGCACCUUCUGUCACAAGGAGUGAGCCACCGAAGUAAUCCAGAGAUGUUGUUACUGACCGAGCCGUUCCCUUCUUUGCAAAGCCCCUGUCUUUUGGCCGUGCACCUGUGAGACGUUACGGUGGGAGGGUGGGGUGGGAAGCAAUAAAAUAAGCAUGCUGUGCAUAACGCGAUAUAUGGGCUGAGUUCGUAGCGUUCAUGAUAAUUUAUAUAUAUAUAAGCACUAGGGAAGGCUGGGUGGUUGAUCCUGUGUCCUCCCUGCUCUCUACACCCCCUGUUAGAACCACCCUAGGAAUAGGAAAAGCAUACCAGGACUGAACAACGUGCCAGAAUCCAGCCAGAAACCUGAGUGUCGACUGGCGGUACCGUCUUCCCACCUCUUCCGAACAGCUCUGCCAAGGUGUGCGCUGUGUGGCCCCGACUUUCCUUUGGGCAAGGGACCACUCCUCUCUCUACUCUUUGUCCGAGGAAGGAAGCCGUCCUUCCUAUGAUAACAAUAGACCAGGAGGUCCCUGGCUUUUUUGAGCCCACGGGGAGUUCUGACAGUGGGGGAUGGACUCAGCCACAAAACAGUGGCUGCAGGUGGCAAAUGUUGAGGAAGCCCAAGCCCGAGGCAGAAGGGGGAUAAAGUUAUAAAAUACUGGGAGAGAAUAAGACCGACCCCGUGGGACAGCUGCCCCUGAAGCAAUGUUACUUUAAUCUGCCCAGCCAGUCAGAAGCCCUGUUGGGCAAGUGCCCCGCCCACUUGCUAAAAACCCUUGUGGGCACCAGGAAACGUGUUAGUGGGUGAACGGUGGGAAUUCCUGCUGGGACCAAAUCCACACGGCUAUGAGAGCAUCUCUGAAUGUGUUGAAGGCCACGUGCAUGACCGAUCUGCAUCAAGAAUGCUAGUUUUGGGGCUUGGCUGCGAUCCCCAGUUGAGGUUAGAAGAUAACGAUGAAGAGUUUAGAUUUAUACCCCACCUUUCUCUCCUGUAAGGAGACUCGAGGUGGCUGACAAGCUUCUUUCCCUUCCUCUCCCCACCACAGACACCUGGUGAGGCUGAGAGAGUUCCCAAGAACU
Sphaerodactylus townsendi is the source of this 2736-nucleotide messenger RNA. RefSeq names its product tuftelin 1 (gene TUFT1). Bases 246 to 1187 code for a protein of 313 amino acids. The transcript is spliced from 12 exons. Gene Ontology annotation, cellular component: I band; intracellular anatomical structure. Gene Ontology annotation, biological process: intracellular signal transduction. The record is from RefSeq and is a predicted model, not a curated record. Lineage: Eukaryota; Metazoa; Chordata; Lepidosauria; Squamata; Sphaerodactylidae.